GGAAAGCGAGCCGAGGGAGGAGGGCGAGCCCGAAGCUCUCCAGCGCCCCGGUCGGAGCCGGGCGGCGAUCUUUUGUCUGGAGGUGAAGAACGGCGGUAGCCGCCGCCGCCGCUGCUGUUGUUGGAGCCGGGCAGGCACCUGCGCAGCCCCGCCAGGGGAUCCCCAGCAUCGCGGCCGGCUCGACGCGGAGGCUCCCCGGCGCGCAUCUGGGCAGCUGUUGUGCAAACGGACGAAGCAAAAAGAAAAGAAAAAGACUGCUGGGGGGGCAGAUAAAAAGACGGGGGGAGGCCCGGAAAAGCGACUCUUAAGGUGGACUGGCGCUUCCAGUCCCGUUUAGGCUGCUUUUAAGGCGGAGCCUUUGCUUGCCAAGGUGAAAUUGACAUCCAGGUUGGAAUUACUCUUUUUUUUUUUUUUUUUUUGUAAUCCUUCUUGCAUCAGCCUGGUAUUUUUUUUAAAUCGUUCUUUUUUUUGGAGAUGGAUCGAUAAGACUUUGUUUUUGGCCCAGGGAAGGACGGUCGUCUUUCUGUUCUCGUGUUCCAGACGACGAAGAGGGUUUGAUCCCGGGAGGGGGGUGGGGAGGGAAGAAUCCCGGGUUCUUGCUACCGUUGUGUUUCUCGUUCCCCUCCUGGCCAGAAAUGGGGCAGAUUUGCUAGCCGGGGGGGGGGGGGGGCAAGAACGAAACCUCUUGUCUUUUUUUCCCCCCCUCCUGUGACCAUGACUAAAUCCCGGCCUUUUUGCAGAAAAAGACAGCCGAUGGAAGGAGCCGAGCUGGGAAUUGAAAGCCAGAAAUUUAGCAGCCGAGAAUUGGACGGGAGAGAAGGUUUACUUUUCCAACAAGUUUCUAGUUCUUCUUGAUCGUUCUUGGAGAGGAGGGGGAGGGGCGUCUUUGAAAACUUAAGGCUCUUUUUUUUUUUUUUAAGGAAAAAAAAAUUCAAAUAGAGGAGGGGGAGGAGAGUUGGGUCAGUCCGCCGGUAUUUAUUUCCCCCUCGUUUUCAUCUAUACAUACUUUGUUGUUGUUUACCGACCCUUUUGAAGAGCCAAAGAACUAAAAAGACAUGGAAACUGUUGGGAAAUUUGAAUUCAGUAGGAAAGACUUGAUCGGCCAUGGAGCUUUCGCUGUGGUGUUCAAAGGGAGACACAAAGAGAAACCUGAACUGGAGGUUGCGAUCAAAUGCAUCAACAAGAAGAACUUGGCAAAAUCCCAAACCCUCUUGGGGAAGGAGAUUAAAAUACUCAAGGAACUGAAACAUGAAAACAUUGUGGCCUUGUACGAUUUCCAGGAAAUGGCCAAUUCGGUUUAUUUGGUUAUGGAGUACUGCAAUGGGGGUGAUCUGGCAGAUUACUUGCACAGUAUGAGGACUCUCAGCGAGGACACGAUCCGACUCUUUCUUCAACAAAUCGCUGGUGCCAUGAAGGUGUUGCAUAGCAAAGGCAUAAUCCACCGGGAUCUGAAACCUCAGAAUAUUCUCCUUUCCUUCGCGGGGGGCAAGAAAUCGAACCCCAAUAACAUCCGCAUUAAGAUCGCUGAUUUUGGAUUUGCGCGGUACCUGCAAAAUAACAUGAUGGCCGCGACGCUCUGUGGUUCCCCGAUGUACAUGGCCCCUGAAGUUAUUAUGUCACAACACUAUGAUGCCAAAGCUGAUCUGUGGAGUAUUGGCACCAUCAUUUACCAGUGUCUGACAGGAAAAGCUCCCUUUCAGGCCAGCAGCCCUCAAGACCUUCGUCUCUUCUACGAGAAAAACAAGAUGCUGAUGCCCAACAUCCCAAGAGAGACGUCCAGCCAUUUGAGACAGCUGCUACUCGGACUCCUGCAACGAAAUCACAAGGACCGCAUGGAUUUUGAUGAAUUUUUCCAUCACCCUUUCUUGGAUGCAAGUGCCUCUAUGAAAAAAUCUGCUUCUGUGCCAAUGCCUUCCUACCCAAGUUCGGCCUCUGGGAGUUCCUCCAGCAGCUCUUCCACAUCCCAUUUAGCAUCUCCCCCUUCCCUGGCAGAGAUGCAUCACCUGCAGGAGAAAGUUUUGGCCUCCCCUACCCAGGAUUCUCCUGGCUUCCUGCACGGGUCAAAGGAGUCAGCGGGCAGCAGCAGCAAGAAUUCCUCCUGCGACAUCGAUGACUUCGUUAUGGUGCCGGCCCAGUUUUCUAGUGACAUAGCAGUGGAAGCCGCCGGAGGGAAAACUAUCCAGGAUAGCCUGAUGUGCAGUGGGAGUUCCCUGGUGACGUCGGCAGGCUUGGAAAGUCAGGGGAGGACACCGUCUCCUUCCCCUCCUUACAGCAGCUCUCCCAGCCCAUCAGGCAGGCCUGGCCAGUUUUCAUCAGGCAGCAAAUAUGGACAGUCUGUCCCCAUCCCGGUCCCUACGCAGAUCCACAACUACAGAAGGAUCGAGCAGAACCUUCAGUCUCCCAAUCAGUACCCUUCUCCAAGGUCUGGCGCAGUCAGGAGAUCCAGCAGCACGAGUCCACUCGGUCUCACCAAGGCCAGCCCCUCCCCUCCGUUUGCGGCCGGAGAGCAUGGAGCCACGCCGGCUUCUAGGAGGUUCUCCUUUGGUGGUGCAAAGCCUUACACGCCAUCCCCACAAGUUGGAACCAUCCCUGAGCAGCCUGACCAGACCAUUAUCCCUUCCCUGUUUGGAGCAGAGAUGAGAAGCCGGGUUCCCAUGCCUGGUGCCUCCGUGCCUGACCCUUCCCUGCGAGGGAUGGGCUCCCGCCUCCACAGCGCCCCCAACUUGUCAGAUAUGCAUUCCUGCCGGCAGAAGAUCACCAAGCAAUACUCGGAUCCUUUGGUCGCCCAUUUCAGCCACACCCCUCCGUUCAGCCACGUGCCGGCCAGCCUGCCCACCACGGCACACGGACUGCAGCCUUGCCGCCCACUGCGGUCCUCACCGAAGCUCUCUGAGUUUAUGCAGAGGAGCCCUUUGCCGACGAUCAUGGGAUCUCCGACAAAGGCGAUGUCUCCUUUCGAGUUCAACAAGACCCCCAGCUCCCAAAACCUGCUUGCCCUCCUGGCCCACCAGGGCGUCAUGAUAGCCCCGACGAGGAACAAGACUCUCCCGGACCUGAAGGAGAUGGGCCACUUCCACUGCCAGCAGGCAGGACUAGGCCUGAGGCCGAUGGAAGAAGCCAAGGGCAGAUCUCUCAGCACCGGCCGCCUCACCGACCUCCUCCUGAAGGCUGCUUUUGGGGCCCAGAUCCCUGAAGCUGGCAGCAGCGACAGCCUGAACAACGAGAAACCCAUGGAGAUCACAGCUCCACCAGCUACCUGUGGAGGAAACUUGAACGCCAGGGCCAGGGACGGGGGCUCAGCCAGUCCUUCCCCAGUGAUCUUCACUGUCGGAUCCCCUCCCAGUGGGACAACGCCGCCGCAAACCACCACCCGGGCAAGAAUGUUUUCAGUGGGAUCUUCUAGCUCCUUAAGUUCCGGAGGAUCUUUCAGCGGGCGGCAUUUGAUCAUGGGAGCUGGCACAGACAUGUUGGAAGCCCCAUCGGGGUUCAGAUACACAUUUGCUGACCCUGUCACUGCCAACCUAGAAGGAACGGUCACUUUUGAGGCCCCUGAGCUACCGGAGGAAACUCUGAUGGAGCAAGAGCACACGGACAUCUUGCACAGCUUGCGUUUCACCCUGGCCUUCGUCCACUACGUGAUGGAGAUAGCCGCCAUCAAAGGGAGCACGAGCGAGAUGAACAGCUCAGCCGCCUCCGAGUACCAGCUGCAGGAGAGUGUCGUGGCUGACCAGAUCAGCCUGCUGAGCAAAGAAUGGAGCUAUGCCGAACAGCUGGUGUUGUACCUGAAGGUGGCGGAACUCUUAUCCUCGGGCCUCCAGAUGGCCAUCGACCAGAUCCGGGCAGGCAAGCUGUGUCUCUCCUCUACGGUUAAGCAAGUUGUACGGAAGCUGAACGAGCUGUACAAAUCCAGCGUGUCGUCCUGCCACUGCCUGAACAUGCGGCUGCAGAGGUGGUUCCUGGAUAAGCAGAAGCUCAUGGACCGCAUCAACAGCAUCACCGCAGAGAAGCUAAUCUUCAGCCACGCUGUGCAAAUGGUUCAGGCUGCGGCGCUGGACGAGAUGUUCCACCACAGAGAGGACUGUGCCCAAAGAUACCACAAGGCGCUGCUGCUGAUGGAGGGCCUCUUGAACAUCAUCACGGAGCAAGGAGACAUUGAGAACAUUAACAAAUGUAAAAUGUGCAUCGAGCGCCGACUGUCAGCCCUGCUGUCUGGGAUCUGUGCGUGACGGAACGAGCCCUCGCCCCACAGGUGGCCGCCAUCUCAGGACACUCCCUGCUCAGAAGGAAGGGG
Messenger RNA from Heteronotia binoei (common prickly gecko), 4291 nucleotides. It is a transcript of the gene ULK1, whose product is annotated as unc-51 like autophagy activating kinase 1. Gene Ontology annotation, molecular function: ATP binding; protein serine/threonine kinase activity. The coding region runs from base 1056 to 4226 and encodes 1056 amino acids. Gene Ontology annotation, cellular component: cytoplasm; autophagosome. The transcript is spliced from 28 exons. The record is from RefSeq and is a predicted model, not a curated record. Gene Ontology annotation, biological process: peptidyl-serine phosphorylation; axon extension; protein autophosphorylation. Lineage: Eukaryota; Metazoa; Chordata; Lepidosauria; Squamata; Gekkonidae.